AUGGGACGGUGUUGUUACCGGAGCCACUGCUAUUCGUUCUCGCAACAACAAACCAACCACAUGUUUCCGCCGGUCGUUGAAAAGACUAUGGGGUACUAUUCUCCUCCCUGUGAGCUGGAGCAAGGUAUGUAUGAGAUCAUUGAUGCCUGUGACGCCCUCGACGGUCGCACUGAUGGCGUGGUAUCUCGCACUGAUCCGUGCAAGUUGAACUUCAACCUCUCAAGUUCAAUUGGCAUACCUUAUUUUUGCAACGCGGCCAGUGCCAUCACCGGGUAUGAGCCGGCCCAAAAUGGUACGAUUACAGCAGAAGGUGUUGCUGCUGUAGAGGACAUUCUUAAAGGACUUCAUGAUCCGAAUGGUCUUGGUGCAUAUCUAUCCUUCCAGUACGGAACGUCUCUGGAUGAUGCUACUACAAUUUACGAUGAAACAACUAACAGUUGGACCGCCUCAACCAGUGAAACAUCCAAUCUCGAGUGGUCUAACUUCACCUAUGACACACUGCGCGAAUACAUAUACACCGGAUGGCAAAUGUAUGAAGAAACGCUGCAGACCACAUGGCCAGACCUGACUGCUACCCUUGAUGCCGGGGUCAAGAUCAUCCAUCAUCAUGGAGAAUCGGACUCCAGUAUUCCACCCGCUCUCUCGGUCCAUUACCAUGAAUCUGUUAGGUCUAUUCUAUACCCUGACCUUUCUUUCAACGAGAGCACAGCCAGACUAAAUGCAUGGUACAAGCUAUUCUUGGUUCCUGGGGGUGCGCACUGUGCCGCCAAUCCCUACCAGGGUGGCCCUUGGCCACAGACCACGCUUGGAUCUCUGAUCGAAUGGGUGGAGCAGGGCGUCGUACCUGAGAGGCUUAAUGCAACGUACACCUCGGGAAGUGAUGCUGGCAGUGAAGCACAGCUCUGCGCGUGGCCCUCGCGGCCGUUAUGGUCUGGUAAAGCUACCAAGUUUGAUUGUGUUUACGAUCAGGCUUCUAUUGAUACCUGGCACUAUCGGUUCGACUCGUACAAGGAGCCUCUGUAUUGA
Molecule: messenger RNA, 1026 nt
Organism: Aspergillus piperis CBS 112811
Lineage: Eukaryota; Fungi; Ascomycota; Eurotiomycetes; Eurotiales; Aspergillaceae
Product: tannase and feruloyl esterase
Exons: 2
Coding region: 1-1026 (341 amino acids)
Source: RefSeq, a predicted model, not a curated record